UCCCUCAUCCACAGCAGCCCGCCCAGCCUCGAGUGCUGAGCCGGGACCUGCCCUGCAGUUGCGCAAGUGGUGCUGCGGAGCUAUAAGAGGGGCUGGCAGGCAUGGAGCUCCAGAAGAAUCCCGGUACCAGCAGCUGCGAGGCCCAACAAGCUCAUCCUGGGAAGGAAAAUGCGCUGUGGACUUCUGUUCCAGCUCCUGGGGCUUUGGCUCUACCUAUCCUAUGUUCAAGCUGUGCCCAUGCAAAAACUCCAGGAUGAUGCCAAGUUCCUCAUCAAGACCAUUAUCAACAGGAUCCGUAACAUUUCACACCUGCAGUCGGUGUCCUCUAAACACAAAGUCACUGGUUUCGACUUCAUUCCUCUUUCCCCAUACCUGAGUUUACCCAAGAUGGACCAGACAUUGACACUCUAUCAAAAGGUCAUCACCACCCUGUCCUCCUCACACACAGCGCAAAUAUCUAACGACCUGGAAAAUCUCCAGAGUCUUGUCCAAAUGAUGGCCUCCUCUAAGGGCUGCCCUCUGCCACACACCACGGAGCCAGAGCUGCAGGACCUGGAGAGUACCCUCAAAGAGUCACGGUACUCCAUAGAGGUGGUGGUCCUGAGAAGGAUGAAGAGAUUUCUGCUGGAAAUGCUGCGGCAGCUGGAGCUUGGCAUUGUGUGCUGAGGCCUUGAGGCUGCUCUAUGGAAGGAAGAAACCUUGUCUUCCAGGUGCCUCUGGGAGAAGAGAUCCUUGGACAGACAUCCCUUAUCCAGAACCUCGUCCAUUUCUCUCUUCUAAGCUUCCCUUCCUAAGGCAUAAGACCACACUGCUUGAUACCAAAGAUAUAUACACAUGAUUCUGUGCUCACCAGAAAGGGGGCUGAUCCAAUAAACACUGUAUUGCACUGGCAAUUUUCACCAAAUUCUUUAGCCACCAGUAGGAGUCAUCUGUCCUCUUUUGGUUCCAUUUUCUAUGUAUGUUUCAGUGUAAUCAAGGGUGAUUUCAGGAACUGGGCAGAUUGAGCCUUUGUUUUGAGUAAGAUUCCACCUGAAAGUUCUGGGGCACACCAUGAAGGCUGCAUUCACAUUCAGCUGGAAAUUCCCAACCAACACAAAUCAGAAGCACUUGCUUAUAUAUUAUGCAUUUUACCUUUAAUGGAUUUGAAACAAAGUACUGUACCAGCUUUUCCAGGCUUUGGGGUCAACCAGGUCUGGGGAUGCCCCUGAGAUGUUGGUUCUAAUCCCAUUGAUGAGCCUGGCUAAGGCAACCCCACUUUGAGUGACUGGAUGAUUGCUAUUGUUUGAGCAAGAGCCAGUUGAAGUAGCUCUUAAAUUAUUUCUUUAUAGACUAGUUUUGUUUUACUGUGACUGACAUCACAGUGCAAUUUUCACAAUGGUAUUGCCCUGAGAGAAUACCCAAGGCUAGGUUAUUUUAAAAAGAAGGUGAGCUGGGAAUAUUGGUGAUAUAACUCAGUGGCAUAGAACCUACCUAGCAAAUGUGAGGUCAUGAGUUCAAUCCCCAGUACCAAAAAAAAAAAAAAAAAAGGUGAAUUUCAUCAAAAGUAAAAUGUACUUGUGUGUGCAGCGUUUGGGGGGUAUGUUAGUGGGAAAGAAGAGGAUUGGAAUAUAUUUUCUGAGUAACAUUUGUGUGGUAGGUAGGCCUUUUGGAAGAGGUAAAGUCAUUUCCUCAUCUUCUGCAACCACUAGGGUGCUUUCCAUGAAAAGAAGGAGAUGUUUCUCCCAGGGGAUUGUGAGGUUUGCGUGGUGACCCCAGAGAGAAGGCCAAAGGUCCUUUGGUGGUGUGGUGCUGGCUCAGGAGUGAGGAUUCCACACUAGAGACAGUAAUUCCCAGGACAUGGUCCAUGGUGUAGCUCUGCAAAUGGCUCAGAAGUGACACUUGGGGUUUCCAGCUGAAUGUGAAUGCAGCCUUCACUUGGGGUUUAUAACAUGGCAGUGUCUCUAUUUUGGAUUUGCAUGCAAAUUGUUUUUCUCAUCUGAUUGGCUCAUCUAAAAAAAGGCCAUAUUACCCACCCAUUCUGUGGCUAGUUUUAUUCCAGUGGGAGAGUGAAAUCCUUUAGCAGAUGGUCCAGCGCCCUGGGACUGCUGGGUGAGUGUCAAGGACCUGGGCCAAGCUGCCAGUUUGCCCUUCUGGCUGGAGGUCAUGCUCAGAAAGCAGAACAAGGAGGGUUGAGUUUUUCCACCAUCAAGGAAGAUUGAGUUUUUCCACCAUCCUGCCUCUGUGAUGUCACCAUCACACUGGUGGGAGAUCUGUCCAUGGAAACUUGAAUCAAUGCAAUAAUACACUUUAAGACUGAGCUCUUGCUUUGUGCUCAGCCCAGACUGGUGCUGUGGGCUAGAGAAGCUCACCGAAUAAACAUGGGAAGCAGAGACUUGCAUCCCCAUGCUAAAGCCCCCUCGCCAAUGUGCCGUAGUAGACAUAGCGCCUUGAUGGUGCCAGGUAGCCGAAAGCACAGUGCUAAUCUCCAGUAGGUGAAAAAUGGCAUGAGAUGAGAGUGGUGGUGCCCAAGGGCCCACAGGUGACACCGCUUGCACUCUGUAGUAUUUGUAUACUCUUCAGGGCACAUCCUGUUGUCAUGGGAUUACUAAAACCUAAAAAAUAAGGAAAUAUAGGCUGAACACAGCUUGGAAUCUGAAAAUAUUUCUGUGUGUCUAUACCUUAUAUACACAGACUCAAGGUAAUUCUCUGCAAUAUUUUUAAUAAUUUUGCACAUGAAACAGUUUUUCAUAGUGUGAACUUUUCCAAGAGUGGUAUCAUAUCAUUACUCAAAAGGUUUGGAUUUUGGAGUAUUUCAGGUUUCAGAUUUUCCAAUAAGGGAUGCUUAGCUUGUACCUGAGACUGUAACAGCCAACAGGUGGAAGGAUCAGGCCCAGGCCCUCUGAUUCCCCGAGUGUCCCUUGAGUGAGGGAGUGCUCUCUGGAUAGAGACUAGAGCAAGUGAGACCAUGAGGAGUUUGGAGAUGGAAUUUGAAGAAGGUGAGGGAUGAGGAUUGUCUGCAGGAAGAGGCUGGUUUUGCUGAAAGCUUGGUGUAUGGAGGAGACCGAGGUGAAAAUGUGAGUAGCAAGUGACAGCAAAAGACAGAGGACAAAGAGAUGGCAGAGAAAGAGACCUGUUAAAGGGACCUUGAAGGAUGCAAAAGUUGGGAUAUUAAAAGUCAUGCAUUGUAAGUUCUGGAAAAGAGGUCACAGUCAGACCUGCUCUGGGAAGUGUGGCUCAGUCUCAGAGUGACGCUUGCCAAAUGCAAAUGCUUAUUUUGUUUUGUUUUGUUUUUUAAUGUUCAUUUAAAUAAAGCUACUUUAUCCUCUGG
This is a messenger RNA of Cavia porcellus (domestic guinea pig), 3307 nucleotides long. RefSeq names its product leptin (gene Lep). The record is from RefSeq and is a predicted model, not a curated record. NCBI's taxonomy places the organism in Eukaryota, Metazoa, Chordata, Mammalia, Rodentia, Caviidae. Gene Ontology annotation, biological process: response to insulin; lipid metabolic process; energy reserve metabolic process. The transcript has 3 exons. Gene Ontology annotation, molecular function: peptide hormone receptor binding; hormone activity. Bases 169 to 666 code for a protein of 165 amino acids. Gene Ontology annotation, cellular component: extracellular region.